GCAUAUCUCUAUAAAUACCGUACUCCCAAGAAAGUCUCUUCCACAUCUUCCCCAAUAUGGAAAUGCCCAAUAUUUCUACUACUAAUGUAGUCCCAAAACCACAGAUUGAAGCCAUUCAAACCGUGCCACCCUUCGUAGUCACUGAUCCACGACAGUUCCGGCAGGUCUCGGUGGCGAAAGAGCCAAUUGGUUCAGGAAUUUUCAAGGGUUGCUUCAACAUAGUCCUCUGCUAUAACAAGGCUAUGGAGAAGGAUUCAGGUUGGCUUGUGGCUGGAUGGAUCAAAGAGUCAUUAGCUAGAGCUUUGAAGGAGCAGCCACUGCUUAGCGGACGUUUAAGAAGAGGUGAAGACGGUCACGGUGAGCUUGAGAUUGUGUCAAAUGAUAGCGGUGUUAGACUUCUCGAGGCGAAGAUUAAUAAUAUGAGUUUACAAGAGUUUCUUGACUUGAAGGAAAGAGAUAAAGCAGAAGCUGAACUUGUUUUCUGGAAGGAUAUUGAUGAACAAAAUCCUCAGUUCUCGCCAUUAUUCUAUGUUCAGGUAACUAAUUUCCAGUGUGGUGGAUACUCAGUUGGGAUAAGUUGCAGCUUUCUCUUGGCAGAUCUCUUAAUCAUGGAUAACUUUCUUCAAAAAUGGGCAAAAAUCCAGAGUGAAAUGAUCUCCAAAAAUGAGGGACCAGAGGUACCUAUUUUUUACCUCCCUAAUCUCAAACCAGCCAACUUAUCUCCUAAUAGCAUCUUCAGCUCCACUCCAAGGGAGAACUGUGGCCAAACAAUGAUCUUCAGGAUGAGUACUGAAAGUAUGGAUUUGAAAGAACAGUCAUUCAAGAAGCUUGCAUUGCUUUGCCUUGAGGAGGCAGAGCAAACUGGUCGUAAAAUAUUACCAGAUGAGUUCACCUUUUUUGUGAAAGAAUCUACCAAGAUUAUCAAGGUAGAAAAUUGCAAGAAAACUGAGGUUGCCAAGUCCCAUAUGAAGAACCAAAUCAUGAGUAGUUGUGCAAGUUUGAAGGAUUAUUUGGGAAUGAAUGAGUUGGCUUUUAGAGAAGGCAAUGGACCUGCCAGAGUUUCACUUUGGAUUGGAUCCGUAACUAGUAACGGAAUUGUGGUGGGAAUUCCAUUUCCUAAAGAGGGUAGUUCUGAGGUGAACAUUAUUGUCACAAUCCCUUAUGAAAAUGAGAGUUGAAUGGGGGUUGUAUUGUAUGUCAGGAACAAUAUCUACAGAAACAUCUGCCUAUACCUAAUGUGUGUGUUUCUAUUCUCUGAAUCCAGAUGGUACACGCACAUUUGGUGUACGGGCAAGUAUUUUUGGUGUUUCUAUUAGUUCUUCUGUGAAUCACCUGUAAUGGAAAGUAUGUCCCUAAAUUCUGUAAAAAUAAAAAGGUCUGUACUCGAAUAUCAAGGAAUUGCUUGUAAAAUAUAAACUUGUCUCCCUCCUUUGGUUUCUUUAA
Molecule: messenger RNA, 1443 nt
Organism: Ricinus communis (castor bean)
Lineage: Eukaryota; Viridiplantae; Streptophyta; Magnoliopsida; Malpighiales; Euphorbiaceae
Exons: 2
Coding region: 57-1178 (373 amino acids)
Molecular function (GO): acyltransferase activity, transferring groups other than amino-acyl groups
Source: RefSeq, a predicted model, not a curated record